Messenger RNA from Actinia tenebrosa (Australian red waratah sea anemone), 3316 nucleotides. RefSeq names its product cyclic nucleotide-binding domain-containing protein 2. The record is from RefSeq and is a predicted model, not a curated record. NCBI's taxonomy places the organism in Eukaryota, Metazoa, Cnidaria, Anthozoa, Actiniaria, Actiniidae.
UAGUGGCAGAUUCGAAAAAGCACGUUGUGGUAUACAAGGCAAGUUUCAUCGCUUUUUGACUGUGCCUUUAACUGCAUUCAGUUGAAAUCAUAAGAGCAAACUAAGCUUUGCUUAUAGCGGGGGAAAUCGUCUUAAAAUGUCGUUGAAAACUUUAAAUGGGAUAAUGACAGUAAGUUGUCAACACUAAAACAAAACACAAGACCGUCAACUUCACUCACACGGAUUUCAUAAGUUCAACGGUAAAGCAGUUCAGUUAUCAAGGGGUUUUGCCAGUCUUAAACAUGAACAACAGCCGUCCAAGAACGCCAUUAGUCCGCGAAAAACACAAACCUUUUCGAAGACUAGAGCUCAAUGACAGGCAAACAAACUACAGUCUUUCAAACAAGGUCCCUCUUUGGGACGACCAAGGUCAUCUGAAAUACAAGAAAUGGCGAGCUCUAGUGGCUCAGGCCAAAGUUGUGUUUUCCGAAGGACGACGUUACGGUGAAUUGACUAACUCUACCGGGAACUCUACCACCAAAUGCGAAUCCAGAAAAUGUUUUAGCGAUAGUAAAAACAUUGACACCGUGAGAAGGAAGGAGAUGAAGGUUUGUCUCGACAAAUGGAAAACUAACCUAGCGAGGAAAGACAGAGUGGAACGCCUCAAUUUUAAGCCAUUAGAAUGUUUUCGAAGAAUCGCCAGGAUCGUGCGUACGUUACUUAGAGUAGGGAAUGCUUUGAAGAGUGAUCCUAAGCGUGAUCUGGGAGAAGGGAUAUGUAAAUCAUUCCUGGAGAUGAUGGAAGCGUACAUGAUGAUGAAGAAUAAGGCAUUCAUAACCAGUCUGCCUGCUGCUGACACAGGACCUGCUCUUUUUGAUCCUACUUUAUUCAAGGCUAAUAAAGAGAUUCAAAUUAGUAAGGAAGUGAGGAAUAUCCUAAAUCUUCGAGCCGAUGAAAGGACGCCUGAUCAACUACAAACAGUACUUUAUGCCUGUCAAACAUUAUCCGCCUUCGCUGAACUUCCUCUUCACAUGCAGGAGUCUAUUUGUAAAGUGGCUUGGCAUCAAAGUCUCCCUGCGAACAAGAUUAUAAUCAAGCAAGGCCACCUGCCUGAAAAUUUUUACUUUAUCAUGUCUGGUGCCAUCACGGUUGUAUCAGAGAAUGACUCAACUAAAGGAGAUGAAAAUGUUUUUACGUCACUAGCAACUCUAAAAAGAGGGACAAGCUUUGGAGACACAGCGAUCUUGAAGACAUGUAGACGAACCGCUACUGUAGUAAGCAAGGAUGCGGUACAGUUACUAGUCAUCGGAAGAGAGGAUUAUCAAAGUAUAUUCAUGGGGAGAAGCAAGGAUGGACAAGAACCGAGGCAUAUCAAGUUCUGCAGGACUCUUGGAUUCCUGGCCGAAUUUCCUAUUCAUUUACUGGUUGACAACCAAACUGACUGUAUGUUUCACUAUUUCAGAAGAGGAACCGUAAUCGUUAAAGACAGCCACAAGUCCGACUGGAUCUACAUUGUCGUCUCGGGGAUGUGUGAAGUACUUCUAAACCUCGAAGAAGCCACACCCAAGUUAACAGGCAAACAGAUCGACGCACAAGUAUCGCACGUUGACAUGCUCACUUACUUGACUGAAGAACGUCACUCUAACUUAAGUCAAUACGCGCUGAAUUCAAAAAAUAAGAAACCAAAAGAAAUAGUUAAAGAGAGGCCAAGUUCUUGCGAUUUACCACAUAUAAAAACAAAAAGUAGGGAUUAUUUGUCCUCCCAGAGAAAAAGAGUCGUCAGAUCAGCUUUGAGUGAGUCUACGCUAAGCACUGGACGACAAUUACCUGUAUUCAGGCAGCCAUUCUUACCACCAUUUUUUCAGUUUCCUGUUACAGAUAUAGAUGGCAUAAGACACAAAAAAGCMAAGAAACAAGUAUUUGUUCGAAUUGAUAUUCAACAUCCGAGAAGCAUAUUUGGUCUUUCAAGUCUAGAUUUUGACAAUACUGGAGAAACCAGCGAAACUGCUUCGGUAAGCCUGGUUAGCAGAGGAGCUGAGUGUGUGAUGAUUUCGAAAAAGUUUUUUAUAGCACAUGCAAAGGAACACACAAAAGCAUGGAUAAGACAUAAUGUUGUUCCGUAUCCAACCAAAGAAGUUCUACAGAAGAAUCUGCAACAGAGGGUUACCUGGAAUGCCUACAAACAAGAAAURAUAACAUUAUAAUAUUACAUAUUAUAUGGAAAGUCAAAGCCACAUAACACAUACUCAUAUUUUAUGCUAAUUAUUUUAUUAAAAUCUAUUAAAAUCUUCCAAUUAUUAUAUAUAUACAAGUUAAGUUUUUAACUUUUUUUUAUUACCAAAAACUCUUACAACCAUUUCUAACAACCUUUUWAACUUUGGUGUAAUGUUUCCCCAUUUUAUUUAUAAUGUGAUGUUUCCCCAUUUCAUUUAUUUAACAGUUAGGACAUAAAUGAGUAUGCAUACAACUCAAAUAAGAUUGCACGCAGGAGGUUGCUUAGCAUGAAGGAAGCAUAAGAGYUGCACGAGGCAUAGUCUAGUUCUGGUGGAUUACAAGCUGAGUUAAAUGAGUCUGUCUUUGAUUGAUGUCCAUACAAACUUAAUUCUUAAUGUAUCUCAUUCAUAGUUUGUCCGAAACAUCUGUAAAAUGAUUUACAGAUUUAAAAAUGCACAUUGCAAAAUAACUACUGGUAAGCUGACAUUUCAAUAAAUACAUYAUUUAGCAAAAUUGAGUUUAAAAUUGAGGUUCGGAUAAGAAAUUUAAGAAUUUUUGUUUUACAGAAUUCCAAAUGUUUUAUUUAAUUGUGUUUUUGUCUGCAUUUUGCAGUCUUACUUAAAUUAUGUGAAUACCAAGUUGAAAAAAUGUUCUAUUUGUAGGGUACUUGAUUGUCAUGAAGGAUUAGCCUCUCUAUUCAGUCUUAACACUCUUUUCAAGACAGUUCAAAUCUUUMAGCAUCUCUACAUCACAAAGACAACCUGCAACACCUGAGCCAGCACGAGGGGUACUCAUCUCUGCACUUCCCUCCCAUACAUCUCUUAUGGGGUCAUAGGAUUCCAUAGAUCCAAGGUAUUGAGCACCAUUGUGCCCUCCUACAGCCCAGAUACGUUCACCCAUGGCUCCCRCACCUACUCCUCCUCGACAGGUACUCAUACAGGCUACAUAGGUCCACUGAUUUGUUGAUGGRUCAUAUCGCUCAACUGAAUUAAGUGGGGAAGAGUCAUCAAAGCCACCAAUGGCAUAGAGGUAUUGACCAACGACAGCUACACCUACACCUGAAACAAUYAAGUUAGGGUAUUAUAAAUAACAAUAAACCACUAAUAAACAUAGAAAUGCUGCA